AUGUCGGCGCCAGUGAUAUACGAUUCAGAUAUUUCGGAACACCUCCAGCUUUCAAAUUUCAAGGGCAAGUUCGAUGUCACUGACUUUGUGGGCGUUGUAUCCGAGAAACUGAUAGUACAAUCGAAGGCCGACAACGGACCUUUCGAUCCACGACCAUUCAUCCAAUCAUUUGAAGCAGCCGUGGACAGGCUCAUCGCUGUUCGUAAAGAUGUGCAGACUAAGACGGAACAGAUGGAGAAGAGUGUGCGGGUUGCAGAGCGAGAGUAUUCAAAGAAGAUGGCGGAAUUGACGCAAGGGUUUGAGACCGUCGCGAACUCAUUCUCUGGAAUGGAAAGUCGAAUGAACGAAGUCAGCAGUACAGCUGUUCGCAUUGGCGACCAACUUGAAACUGUGCACCUCGAGCGCCAAAGAGCUCAAGCAGCAUGCGACCUCAUCGAUUUCUACAAUCAAUUCAUGAAAAAUGACACCUCCAAGCUAGAUGCUAUGCGAAAGGAAGGCCGAUCAGGAAGGCGUCAAGUUGCUGUGAUCCUGCGGCGUCUCAAUACAGUGGGGAAGGAGGUUGAUCUCCCAACUGCGGAUAAGACCCGGGAAAAUAUCGAGAAAUAUUGCGAAAAAUUUGAAAAAGAAAUGUUGAACCUAUUCGAUCGUUGUUAUCGCAAAGGUGACCCAAAGAUGAUGCACCAUUGUGCCCAAACACUUCUCGAAUUCAACGGUGGCGCAUCUUGCGUUCAAGUUUAUGUUAACCAACACGACUUCUUUAUCAACAAUGUUCGCGAUGCUCGACCGAUUGACGACACACUAUUAUGGGAUGUUAUUGCUGACCCAACUACAAGUCCGCCCAAGAGUGAGGCAGGCCUCACAGAAUUAUUCGGUGAAAUUCGUUCGACAGUGGAUACAGAAACCCAGAUCGUGAAGGCGGUAUUCCCAAAUCCUUCGGUAGUGAUGCAAGUAUUCUUGCAGCGUGUUUUUGCUCAGUCCAUCCAACAACAUAUGGAACAGCUCCUUCAUAAAGGCUCGGACAUUUCAGACCUCGCUUAUCUACGUCUUUUGCAGAUGGUUCACAUCCAAGCAUCUUCUCUUGUGGAAGAUUUGAAAGCACAUGAACUUCCCCAUGUUCUGCCCAGAACACCAUACGAAGCGACGGAAUUUCGUCGAUCGAUAACGGGAUCUAUGCCCACCACAGCUUCGACGUCUGCUGCUAUAAGCACCAUGCUUGAAACUGCAAUGGAAGAACUAUUCAUUCCCUACACGGAAGGUCAAAGAUAUCUGGAGCGUGAAAGCAAGAGUCUUGCGUCUCUUUACAUCAAUCUUCUGGCUAAUUUCACUCGAUAUCAUUUCAAACAGAGAGCACAAAAAGCCAAGUCUUCUAUGUUCGAUCGGAUGGUCAACCAAAUUAGCGCAGCUACAGCUACAACGGCCAAUAGCGGGGGUUCGACUUCAGCGCAGGCCGCUAGUGCACUUAUGAGGUUGGGGGUCAUUAACUCUGACAGAGGUCCGGAUAAAGCUGGGGAGGAUCCAGCACGGGAGGAAGAUGGUAUUUUGACGGUAGAAACGGCUGAGACGAUGCUGAAAUGGCACGCUGAAGCCAUUGGCCGAUGUGUAGAACUGAGUCCUGCCAAUGACGUCCCAAAGAGUACCUUUGCCCUGUUCCGCGUCCUGGCAGAAGCUAUUGGAACGUCAUAUGUGGAAGCCGCCCUUGACACUACACAAGUUCGUCUGGACGCGGCUGAUAGUAAAAGUGAACCGACAUUGCAGCCAUUAACUAUCAUCAGAUCAAUUGACCUAAUUUGCCAUCUUUGGCAGCAAUAUGUCAAUAUUGCAUUACUACCGCUGGCCAGUUCCUCGGUAACCAUUAGACGAGAACUGGUCGUUUUCAACAAUCAAACCAUCAACCGCCUUGAAAGCGGAGCCAACAGUCUUCUUCAGCGUGUCACAGACACUAUAGUGUCGUGGCUGUCAUUACAGCUCACAAAGCAAAAGAAGAACGAUUUCAAACCUCGCAACGAUGAUUUGUCCUUUGCCAGGGUAAACACGGAGCCUUGUAUUGCAUGUUGUGAAACAUUGGAGAAGGUCCGCGAUGCUGCAAAUCAGAACCUGAGUGGAAAGAAUUUGGAAGUUUUCCUCACCGAAGUCGGGGUGGCUUUCCAUAGCCUGCUGCUAGAGCAUUUGCGAAAGUUUCCCGUAAGCGCGACAGGUGGACUCAUGCUUGCAAAAGACAUCAAAUCAUAUCAAGACAUAAUCGGCACCUUUGGCAUUCCGGUUCUUCAAGAACGAUUUGAAUUUGUCAGGCAACUGGGCAACAUCUUUCUGGUCCGCCCAGAAAUUCUCAAAUCCUACAUAACCGAAAAUUAUCUGGGGAGGAUAGAUUCCUCUCUUUUGAAACCGUAUCUAGCCCUGCGAAGCGACUGGGGCCAGUUUGAAAAAGGGUUCAAUGAUUUAGACGCUGCCCCCAGUGACAUCGGCAGUGCUGGGACAGCAUUGAAGGAUCGAUUUGGUCGACUAAGUGUGAUGAUGAAGGAGUUGGAGAGUUUGAAAAUGGAGGGUAUUUCAAUACCAUCCAGCUUCACAGGGGGUUUCUCCAUGUCCAUGUCAACAAGAGCAUUUGGAGGUUCUUCAUGAUGUGUUUAUUGUUUAAACAUAAAUUAUUUGCUUUCUUCUCUUGGAUGUAUUAUUUAUUCCCCUCUAAAUACAGGCUUGCGUUUCUCUCUAAAA
Molecule: messenger RNA, 2712 nt
Organism: Laccaria bicolor S238N-H82
Lineage: Eukaryota; Fungi; Basidiomycota; Agaricomycetes; Agaricales; Hydnangiaceae
Product: exocyst complex protein
Exons: 15
Coding region: 1-2619 (872 amino acids)
Biological process (GO): exocytosis; Golgi to plasma membrane transport
Cellular component (GO): exocyst; cytoplasm
Source: RefSeq, a predicted model, not a curated record